AGAUGGCUGCUCCCAUUCGCGAUGUUAAUCGCACUCUCAAGGAUGCACUUUUUGAAACAUUAACUUCUAUUUUAUCACCUAUUCAUGAUGUUCGAAUCAGUGCAGAACAACAAAUUAGUGCCCUUGAAGUGACUGAUGAAUUUGCUGUCCAUUUGACAGAAUUAAUGUUAGAUCAGCAUGCACCUCUUGCAAUACGACAGCUUGCUUCUGUUCUCCUACGGCAAUAUGUUGAGUCCCAUUGGUCCAGAGCUGCUGAAAAGUUUAGACCACCUGAAACUACCGCAGAGGCCAAAGUUGCUGUACGAAAUAUGUUGCCAAUGGGCUUACUUGAAUCUAUUAGUAAGUUGAGAUCAAGUGCUGCAUAUGCUAUAUCAGCCAUAGCUCAAUGGGAUUGGCCAGAAGAAUGGCCUGAACUGUUCGACAUACUGCUUAGAAGCCUUGUUAGCGAAAAUAGCUGUGCUGUGCAUGGAGCCAUGAGGGUGCUGAAAGAAAUUUCCAAUGAAGUGUCGGAUUCACAAAUGCCACAAUUUGCUCCUGUUAUUCUUCCAGAAAUGUUGAAAAUUUUCUUACAUGAUGAGAAAUAUGGAAUUCGAACGAGAGGUAGAUCUGUAGAAAUCUUUUCUACUUGUGCUGAAAUAAUUGGGUCAAUGGCUCCAUACAAUAAGUCUGCUCCAAAGACUCUGCUGUUUCCUAUUUUGACUCCAUUCACAGAAGCCUUAGUAAGUGCCUUAAAAACACCUGAUGGUCAUACCUCUGAUGGUGGCUUGAAAAAGGAUAUCUUAAAUGCAUUGCAAGUGUUGGUGAAAUAUUUUCCCAAACAAAUGGGCCAAUGGUUGCCUCACAUAUUAGCACCUGUAUGGAAUUCCCUCACAUCAAGUGCAAAUACUUAUGUCCAGACUGUAGUUAAUGUUUCUGAAGAAGCAGACAAUCCUGUGGACUCAGAUGGUGAAGUUCUUGGUUUUGAAAAUCUAGUAUUUAGCAUAUUUGAAUUUAUAAAUGUUUUAGUAGAGUCUUCCAAGUUCAGAAAUUAUAUUAAAGAUGGGAUGACAGAUUUAAUUUACUACAUUUUAUUGUAUACACAAAUAACUGAGGAGCAGAUGAAAUCUUGGAGUAGUAACCCAGAUCAAUUUGUUGAAGAUGAAGAUGAUGAUACUUAUGCUUACUCUGUUAGAAUAUCAGCACAGGAUUUACUCAUGUUACUAGCCCAAGAGUUUGAAGACAAAUGUUCUAUGAGCUUAUGUGCUGCUAUAACUCGACAUAUACAUGAAGCUAACAAGAAUUCAAAUCCUAAUUGGUGGAAAAUACAUGAAUCCUGUAUGCUUGCUUUAGGGAGUGUUAAAGACCUCAUCAUAUGUGGGAUUCAGGGAAACCACUUACAGUUUGAUAUGCAGGGAUUUAUUCAUUCAGUUGUAGUAGAAGAUCUUAAUACUGCAGAAUCACCAUUCUUAUUUGGUAGAUGCCUUUGGUUUGCUAGUAGAUACAGUAAAAUGAUGACUGAAGAUUUAAUGAAGAGAUUUUUACAAGCCACUGUAAGUGGAUUGCAACCUACACAACCCUCCACUGUUCGUGUUUGUGCUGUAAGAGCUGUUUGGGGAUUUUGUGACCACUUGAAAGGUACCGAUCAAGUUAGCAUAUUGGGGCCUUAUUUAGCUCCCAUGUUAGAAGGUCUCAUCUCUUUAGCAAUUCAAUUUUCUUCUGAAGUGCUUGCUUUGGUAUUAGAAGCCAUUUCCAUUAUCAUUACAAUUGAUCAGAAUUUCACAGCUGAAUAUGAAAAUAAAGUAUCUCCAAUUGCGAUAGCUGUUUUCUUGAAGCAUAAUAGUGAUCCUGUGUUAAUAACAAUUGCGGAGGAAAUAUUCAAGCAGUUGUGUAAAACUCCUGGAGCCAGAGAUCACUUGCAGCAUCGUCUUAUUCCUACUCUCGUGUCAAUACUGCAAUCACCACCUAACAAAGUGCCUAUCGGUUUGCAAGCUGCUUCCUUGGAUGUAUUAGAAACUAUUGUCCGCAGUAGUCCUAGCCCUCUUGUUCCUGCUAUCAUCCAGCAAGCAUUCCCUGCUGCUGUUCAUUGUAUUAUGCAUACAGAUGAUAACACAAUAUUACAGAAUGGUGGAGAGUGUUUACGAGGCUUUGUUUCUGUUGCUCUUGAACAAGUUACUACUUGGUGUGAUGAAUCUGGUAAUAGUGGUUUAGACUACAUCUUCAAUGUUGCUCAACGACUUCUCGAUCCCAAGACUCCUGAAAGUGCUUCUGCAUUUGUUGGACGCCUUACUUCUUUGCUUAUUGCCAAAGCUGGUUCAAUGAUUGGAGACAAAAGCGAGCUUCUCUUACGUGCAGUACUAAGUAAGAUGCAACAGGUGGAAGCUCUAAGUGUCAAUCAGAGCUUAUUGAUGGUGUUUGCUCAUCUUAUCAAUCAUCAAAUUGAUCCCGUGCUGGAUUUCCUUAGUGGAGUGCCAGGCCCAGCAGGAGAAUCAGCAUUAGAAUUUGUCAUGUCUAUCUGGUGUCAAUGCCAUCCUUUAUUUUUUGGAGCUUAUGAAAGAAAAGUCAGUGGUUUUGCUCUUUCUUUAAUUCUCCAGCAUGGCUUAAAAGGAAAUGAUCAGAGGUUACAAAACAUUCAAGUCAUGGGAGACCAAAUAUUUAAUCAUACUCAGGGACCCAAGACUCGCUCCAAAGCUCAGCAAGAACCUGAUCAGUGGACAAAAAUACCACUUUUUGUCAAAAUCUAUAAACUAUUAGUAAAUGAUCUGUCCAACUUGUGUGAUCAAGGAAUUGACCAUGAGGAGGAAGAUUCAUCUGAUGAUGAACUAAUAGAUGGCUGUGAAAAUAAUGGUGAAAGUUUGUUGGAUAGCACUUCAUCGGGAAUUUCUUUUGGUGCCGCUUUUUCAGAUUACGAAUUAGAGAGAGAAGAACUUGAGGAGGAUCCUGAUAUUGCAUCUGAUCCUAUUCAUUCUGUCAAUAUGAAAGCGUACCUUAUGGACUAUUUACAGCAAUUGAUGCAGCUUCCUUUUUAUUGCAGCUUCAUCGAGCACCUCACUCCUUCAGAAAGGACUGCUCUCAGGGAUUUAGGGCUGGUCCCUGCCUAAGUUUAUUAGUGCUCAAAAUAUGUAAAGAUUUAUUUUUCUGUAAACAAAACAACAUACCACAAAAAAAAAAGUCAGGUUUUCAAGUAUAAAGAGCAGCCAACAGUGGUCCAUUUGUUACAUGUAAUAUAAAUUGUGUACAAAAUUAUAUUUUGUUGCACUUGAAUGAAACAUUCCUCUGAAACUUAUUUGGAGUGAAUAAAUUGUUCAGGUAUUUC
Messenger RNA from Argiope bruennichi, 3292 nucleotides. It is a transcript of the gene Ipo9, whose product is annotated as importin-9-like. The record is from RefSeq and is a predicted model, not a curated record. Bases 3 to 3077 code for a protein of 1024 amino acids. Gene Ontology annotation, cellular component: nuclear envelope; cytosol. NCBI's taxonomy places the organism in Eukaryota, Metazoa, Arthropoda, Arachnida, Araneae, Araneidae. The transcript has 25 exons. Gene Ontology annotation, molecular function: small GTPase binding. Gene Ontology annotation, biological process: protein import into nucleus.